Molecule: messenger RNA, 1492 nt
Organism: Drosophila elegans
Lineage: Eukaryota; Metazoa; Arthropoda; Insecta; Diptera; Drosophilidae
Product: 3-beta-hydroxysteroid sulfotransferase-like
Exons: 4
Coding region: 16-993 (325 amino acids)
Biological process (GO): sulfation
Cellular component (GO): cytoplasm
Molecular function (GO): sulfotransferase activity
Source: RefSeq, a predicted model, not a curated record
CCAGUUGAAGACCUCAUGUACUCCUCCAGGGUAAUAGAAUCGGCGUCAGGCUCGCAGAAAUUUCAGCUCCAGUGCAAAGGACUCAAUGGAUUGGGUCCUGAGUGGGUACCCUUACAACAGGAUUGGAGUAACCGCUGGUGUACACUCACCGAAAGAUUUACGGAUGAGUUUGUGAAGCGAAUCCAGGACUUUAAAACGCGAAGCAGCGAUGUGUUUGUGGUGACAUUUAUAAAGUCCGGUACGACAUGGAUGCAGGAAUUGGCUUGGCUUUUGCUUAAUCAAAUAGAUUUAAAUGGAGCUCGAAACAGUGAUUUAUUGCAGCGGAGUCCUUUUCUAGAAGAGUCUGGACUUCAUCCUGUGGCUUUGGAUUCUAUAGCAACUUGCGAUAAAAUUCAAUCCAAUCCUCGAUUGAUAAAAUCCCAUUUGCCAGCGCAACUGUUGCCCCAAGAGAUCUGGACCCAAGAUCGUAAAGUUAUAUACGUUGCUCGGAAUCCGAGGGAUGUUGUGGUUUCCACGUUUCACUAUUACACUGGCCUAAAGAUCUCGAAUUGCAGUUUGGACGACUUUGUGGAUUUCUUCAUUGCGGAUAAGGUGGUAUUUUCCACAUACUGGACCCAUGUUAUCGAUUUUUAUAGAAUGCGCAAUGAGGAGAAUGUUUUCUUUGUUACCUAUGAGGAAAUGAAACGAGAUCUAGAAAAUGUGGUCAGGAGACUAUCUCGAUUCUUGGGUUGCCAACAGCUAAGCGAUAGUGAAGUGGAAAAGCUGGUAAACCACUUAAGCUUCAAGAACAUGAAAGGAAGCAAUUUUGUCAACUAUACUGCCUUGCAAGGAUAUAAUAAUUUGAACGAUAACUUUCAAUUUAUGCGCCGUGGCAUCGUUGGCUCUUACAAGGAUGAGUUAAGUUCUGAUUCUCAGAACAAAAUCAAUAAAUGGACAGAAAGCUUUUUGCAGGAAUACGGAAUUGCAGAAUCUGAUAUUUUUGGCCACCUAUAAGUUAUUUGUGCUUAAAAAUUUCUUUUAUCACCGUGGACGGCCGCCCACGUGGUGACGAUGAGCAAUAAAAAGUGUGAGUUUUUUUUAAUUGUCUGCUUGAUGUGUGACGAUCCUGGAACCGAUUUAACUAUAUUAAGCAGAUGGAGCUGAAAAACUUAAGAACGAGAUACUAGAUUGCCCACGCCUUCAAUUUCAAAACGAAAGCUGCCUUGUUACAAAAUAAUUCAAAAGUAGCGUGCCGAAUAAGAAAUUUGGAAAAUAAAAAUAAAUUAAGUUUUUCGGAUGGAAUAAAUAACAGUUUCAACCGUCACCAAAUUUUAGAACAACAAAAGUAUAUUCUUAAUCAGAGUGGUCAGCGGAGUGUUACAAUUUUUGGAAAUGCAAUGCCCAGCAACUCAAGUUUCUAUUAAAAUUUCAAUUGAAUACAAUAAAAACUACCAGAUGUAAUGUAGAUUGUAUAUUAUUUCAACAUAUUUAUUAAUAAAGUUCCAGGAAAAUA